AUGUCUCAGAACAACACUAGCAAAGAAGCUCCUGCCGCCCCCCCGGGUGAGUGCCCUGUGUGUUAUGAAACAUUUCAGUCCCCAAAAGUGUCCCGCCGGAUGCUGAGCUGCGGCCACACAUUUUGCCAUGACUGUUUGGUCAAGUGUCUGCUGUCACAUGAAGAAGGCCAUCUGCAAAACACCCUUACGUGUCCCAUCUGUCGCUUUGUGACCUUUCUCUGCAAUAAAAAGGACUGCUGGCCUUCCAAGAGUCCAUCCUCUUUGGAGUUGCCCCUCUCACCUUCCUCGUUGCCACUCACCUGUGGAGUGCCACCCAGCUUUGCAAAUACUUUGGUGGUUCCUGGCCAUUUCCUCUUGCCGCUGCACAAUUAUGACAGACACCAAGGUUCGCAGAGGUAUCCUACCAUGGACUCCGUUGUACGGCCCAGUGGCCUGGAACAUGAAUCUCAUAUCUUCAUUAUUACUCAGUGUGGAAUGCCGCUAAUUGAUGAGGACUAUGUUACCAUAGCUCAAGAUUAUGGAGAAGCUGCUGAAUCAGAGACAUCACACUGUCCUGGAAUGGGCUGCUUCCAGUCUCCUAUUAUGAUGGCCGUUUUCCUUAUCUCUGCUGUUGCUCUGUUGGGGGCUGUGCUUCCCUGGCUCCUGCUUGUGAGAAAUAAUGAAUGAACAUGUUGGAUGAAUCCUUCCAUUUCCAAGGUGGGACUAUUCCAUGAUGAAGAUUGCUCGUUGCUACAUCUACAACAGUGGUGGGUUGCUACUAUCAGGCGAACUGGUGGCGGUGGCGGUGGGAGGAUCCACUCAGCUGCCCAGACACUUCUGCACAUGCGCAGAGCCUUCUGCGCAUGUGCAGAAGUGUUGCACGCAUGUGCAAGCACAUCCACGAGCAAACCGGGAGUGACGGGUUUCGAAACCUGCCCCUGAUCUACAAGUAUGGAAGCCCAAAUGUUUGCAGAGUCCAGAUGGAUGGGAAAUCUUAUGAAGGAACUGGGAAUUGCAGAAAAUGGUAUUUGUGUUAUUCUUCCCUUGUCAGGGUUAAUAGUAUCCUUACUUCAGAGAUGCAAGGAAGACCACCAAGAGAAAUGAUUGAUCUUAUACUAAGAUAACUUCCAUUACUAUUACAUCCUCUUGUUUAAUUGUAUUGGUCUCCAGUUCCAUGACAUCCAGACAGCAGGUGCGCUAGUGAUUAUGGAUAUUGUAAUCUGAUCUAUUUGGACGGUGCUGAGGUGAGGGAGGAUACAGGAAGGCAAUUAUUCAUGGUCCUAGUUAUAUGGUAGAUGUCUAUCUGCCCUUCCUCUGAGUUGCUCAAAGCUUUAUGAAAGUUCUACAAUUCCCAAUGAGGUCAGAUCAGAUCAGAGAUAGAAAUAUUUCUCAAGUUUAUCCAAUAACAUUCCUUGCUGUUCCAGAAUCUUUCCUGUCAACAGUCUUUAUAUCUCAUUUGUGUCUGCAGGUCAGCAUGAAUCCUGUGCACAGGGAGAUUGUUUUCAGAAACAGUUCUAGCCUACUUAAUUCCACCUUUCAUUUCAGUGUCCAUUGUAAUUAAAGAAACAAACCUGUUCAAAAGAAGUUUAUGGCAGCCUAGGCAGCAAGGAACCUUUUGAGCUUAUUCCGUUCAAAUUCCAACUCUCCCAUCACAUAGUUCUAGAAUAUUAACUCAAAAGGAUUUUUAUCCCAUGGACCAGCAAAGCCUGAAUUUCUACAUAUAUAAUUGGGCAGAAAUGAUCUUUUGAAAUGUUUCAUUAUAUUACGGGCAUAGAAAUAGCUACUUGCUUAUUCUGUUCUCAAGGCAAAAGCACAGUGCAAGUAAGACAGAUGUGGCUGCUUGGGAUGCUGUUGAGCCAGGUCUGAGCAAGAUAUCCAUUCUAUACAGUACUGUAUUUCUAUUGAUCGCUACUGAUGCUGUGGUAGGCUACCUACUAUUGUACUACAUGUAUAAAGUAUCAGUCACUGUGAUAUUUUAAAGCUAGAUUUAUAUUAUUUUUGUAGUUUCUAAGUUUUGUUUUCUACUUUUGAUAAUUGUUAUUACAACUAGGAUUAAUAAAAUAAUUCCAUUUUGGCUGCAGCUUUA
Pantherophis guttatus is the source of this 2065-nucleotide messenger RNA. Lineage: Eukaryota; Metazoa; Chordata; Lepidosauria; Squamata; Colubridae. The record is from RefSeq and is a predicted model, not a curated record.